Messenger RNA from Plenodomus lingam JN3, 108 nucleotides. NCBI's taxonomy places the organism in Eukaryota, Fungi, Ascomycota, Dothideomycetes, Pleosporales, Leptosphaeriaceae. The record is from RefSeq and is a predicted model, not a curated record.
AUGACUGAGAAUCAGAAAUGGAACAAGAAAAUACGGAGUGUAACCUUUGUCAAGCUGUCUUCUAGGGGUGAAAAAGACAGCACAGCGAAGGCUCGCACGCAAGCCUAA